This is a messenger RNA of Cydia amplana, 1782 nucleotides long. RefSeq lists its product as uncharacterized. The record is from RefSeq and is a predicted model, not a curated record. Bases 277 to 1782 code for a protein of 501 amino acids. The transcript has 4 exons. NCBI's taxonomy places the organism in Eukaryota, Metazoa, Arthropoda, Insecta, Lepidoptera, Tortricidae.
GUGAGGGACGGGGUGCUCCAGCAAGCUGUGCUGCUGGCAAAGUAGCUCCAGUCAAGGUGACAUCAUCAUCAUUUGUCGCUACCAAAGCAUCCCAAGGCUGUCUGUACUGUGUGCCUGUUGUCGCAGCCUGAGGAGCUGCGCGAUCCUGAUGCCGCACCCAGCUUGGUUCACACACAGUUUGGUUACAUAGUAGGAGGGGAUGUCCCAUCUUCUAUUCUUAAACGACCUGCUGUUUCUCUUUUCUGUCACGAAUGUCAAACCGAUGUACGCGAUACUAUGUCUAAUUUUUGGCAAACAGAAAAGGUACCUGAAAUAUAUGCGGAACAUACAUCUGAGCAACAACAGUGCGAAAAAUUGUUCACUGAAACUGUUAAACUUGAGGAUAAUCAAUUCACAGUUUCAUUGCCAUUAAAAAUACCUAUCUAUGAUGUGAACAAUACAUUGGGGGAUUCAUUUGGGCUAGCUCUCAAGAGAUUUUAUAAUCUCGAGAAGAGAUUUCAGAAGGAUCAGAAUUUGUAUGAAGGUUACAAGGAUUUCAUACAUGAAUAUCUCGACUUAGGUCAUGGAUCAUAUGUUGACAUUUCCUCAUAUGAACUUACUAAAGAUCCUGUGUACUUUAUGGGACAUUCAGCUGUUUUAAGGCCGGAUGCAGUAAGUACUAAGCUACGGGUAGUCUUUGAUGGAUCUAUGUUAACGAGUAAUAAGAUUUCAUUGAAUAAUAUUUUAAUGAAUGGGCCAACUGUUCAACAGGAGCUGUUUGACAUACUGUUGUCAUUUAGAGUGCACAAAUAUUUCAUUGCUUGUGAUAUCAGGCGUAUGUUCCGAAAUAUUUUAGUACAGAAAGAUCAGCGAUCUUUGCAAAAUAUUCUCUGGCGAGACACUCCUAAUGAGUCAAUAAAAUGUAUUCAGCUAAACACAGUUUGCUAUGGAAUGAAGUCGUCAAGUUAUCUUUCGACAAGAUGCUUGAACGAGCUGGCUACGAAAUUCGAGAGGCAAUAUCCUCUAGCCAGUUCGGCAAUUUUAAACUCUACAUAUGUAGAUGACAUCAUUCACACAGAGAAUAGUUUGGCAAAGAUUGUUGACACGCAAACUCAAUUGAUAGAAUUACUUGCUAAAGGUAGUUUUAAACUACAUAAAUGGGCAGCUAAUGACCCUUCAAUAUUGGCAAAUAUUCCAGUAGAGCAGCAGGUUGUUGGAGAACUGGAACUGAAUAAGGACAUCAAAACUUUGGGUUUAAAGUUAGAUAUUGACUCGGAUUCUUUUAAACUUUCAUGUCCAGUGUCAAAAAAUGUCCCUAAGACAAAAAGACAGAUUUUAAGUUACAUAAGCCAGUUCUACGACCCUUUAGGUCUAGCUGGACCCGUCUUUGUCCAAGCCAAAAUCAUCAUGCAAAAAUUGGCUCAAUCUUGUACCGACUGGGACUCGGUGCCCACGCCUAUUUUACUAAAAGAAUGGCUUGAAUUUUACAAUGAUUUGCAGACAAUGAAAGAAAUUAAAAUAAAACGAAAUGUUACUGUUGAUGACAUUCAGUCUGCUCAGCUAGUAGCAUUUGACCUCAAUCCUUCUGACUGUUUGAGUCGAGGUGUAAAACCUAGCGAGCUACAAGGUAACCAACUGUGGUGGUGCGGGCCGACUAGCAUGUCUGAUCCAGAGUAUAAGUUUACCGAUGUUAGUAAUGAUAAUGUACCUGACAACUUACCGGAGAUCAAGCAUGCUGAUAGUUCCAAGCCGACUAAAAGGUGUAACAGCAAAACAGCUGAUGGGUUCAUUGCCCGCUGGUAG